AUGCAAUCAUAAUAGGAAAGGAAAUCUUUGGUUUUAGAAUUACUUAAAUCGAUAGACCAGCAAAACCACUCAUUGACAGUCAAUAACUAACCGCUUCAUGAAUUUUAAUGGUUUGAGUUAGAUAAUAAAAUACGAAUUUUGGUUCAUGAAUUGCUGGAACCACAUUUAAAGGAAUUUGUGGAGCAGAGAUCAGAUUAUUAGACUGUAUCACUCAAACUAGACAAAUACAUAUAAAAUUAUGAGGAAUUCAAGGCUCUAUAUUUUUAAAAUGGCAAAGGAACUCCCAUCAUUUAACAGUUGAGAUAACAAAUGUUAGAAUUGUAGGAGAAGUUUGAAAACAUAUAAUAAACAUCCUUGUUUACUAUUAAUGAAAAUAACAGAAAGUUAGAUUAGAUCCAAUUUUUAAGAGAUCAACAGUAUCAUCAAUUGAAAAUGAUAGAGAAUAAUCAAAUGCAAUGGACAGAAUAGAUUGAAAAGUACAGACAAUAAAACCAAGACUUCAAAUAAGUUUUGUUGGACAAUUUAGAGUAAGUUAAAAAAGAUAAUUAAAUUGCAAUUGUUACUGUUUAUGAUAAAUUAUAAUCCAUGAAUCUCUAUCUAGACAAACAAGAUUGUGUAUAAAAGGAUCUUAAAGUUAAAAUUGAUAGCAAUUACGAUAUUUUGCAGUCCUAUCAAGACAAGUUGUUAUUACAAAUAGCACAGAGUCAAUAAAAUCAACAGAGUCUGGAGUUACUAAACAAAAGGUUUCCUAAAUUAGAUGAAUUGCUAUCGUAUGAUCGAUCAGUCAAAAAUGAUUUGGGUUUGAUGAAUAAUAAAUUGCAGUAUUUUGAAAAUUACAUAGAAAAAUACUUUCCACUCUUCUUAUAAGGAACUCUGUCUGAUACACUUCACAAUUGUCUCUCAGAAAAUGAUAGGUUUAAGUUGGCUCAAUUUGAGGAAAUGAAGUUUACAGAAUUACAUAGAGUUAUUGUAAGUGAUGAUGGAGUUCCAAAUUUAGAUCGAAAAAUCAAUGAAUAUACUUCUUUUAUAGAAAAACAACUAAAAAAGAAUAUGUCCUUUCUUAGAGAUUAGAAGGUUAGUUCUAACUAGGUCAAUACUCCAAUUUAAGAGGAUAUUUCUUCAAAGAUUUCUGAAAUUCCAAUCACUCCCAAAUCUGAUGACAGUAGUGAAAGAGUGGGAGUCAAAGAUGGGACAAAUUUAAAAAUUGAUAGAAAUUAAAUGGAAUUUUAUCUGCAAAAUAAAUUCAACGAAUUUAAAUUGGCCCUUGAGAAGGAUGUAAGUUUCUUGUAGAAUACUGCAGACUAUUUAGAUAAGCAAUUCAAUGUCUUACAUGACUAGAUGAUCAAAUCUUUUGAAUUAAUUAAGAUUCAAAAUUAUGAAUCUGUCAACCAAAUCACUCAAUAGAUGACUGACUUAAUAAAUCAGUUUAAUAACAUACCAUUGUUAACUACUGAAUUAAAUGAAGUGCAACAAUAACAGCAAUAAAGUAUUCAAAAGCUAUUACAAUGUCAAAUCCUUAUGAUUCAAUAAAAUUAAGAGGAAGUCUAAUAUAAUGGAUAGGUUUAUUCCCAAGAACAAUGCAAAGAGAUGUUGAAUGAUUUAAUUUAUCAAAUGAGAAAUGAGAAUGACAAUAGUAAUAUAUUUGAUUCUCCUAUCAAGAAAUUAAAACCAUAAUUGGUAUUGGAUGAUAGAAAAUCGAUUCGUAUUAAAACAUCGUCUCAAAGUGGUUUGCGUAAGAGUAUUUACAGUCAAAGUUAGACUAGAUCAACAACUGAAAAGAGGAAACUGUAUUUAUUGGGUUCCAAAAUAUAGUAGGAUUUAUGCCAAAGUCUAAAUAAUUCUGUACUCAAUCCCAGAAAAACAAAUACAAAAUUACUAUUUCAAAGUAAGGCUAAUCAGAUUGAAUGA
Paramecium tetraurelia is the source of this 1908-nucleotide messenger RNA. RefSeq lists its product as uncharacterized. The transcript has 3 exons. NCBI's taxonomy places the organism in Eukaryota, Ciliophora, Oligohymenophorea, Peniculida, Parameciidae. The record is from RefSeq and is a predicted model, not a curated record.